GGACACUUCCACCCUCGGAUUCGACGACAAACCAGCACUCCAACACCCAGCGACUGAAUUGAUCAGCGGCUCAUUGGCCGCCUGCAUCCCUCAUCAUGCUUCUCCUUGAUUAUCAGAACGUGCUCAUCGAGAGCUUGUUGAGAGACCGCUUCGCUCCGGAUGCGACGCCCUCCUCAAUCGACCAAGUCGUAUCCGACUUCGACAAUGUCACCUUCCACAUCUCCACCCCGAACACCAAGACUCAAAUCCUUGUGUCCAUCCGCUUAAAAUGCUACCCCGAGCUCCUCCAGUACGGGGCGCAAGCCGUGCUCGAACGGGAGUAUGGAGCCUACAUUGUCCAGCCGGAGGCGGGAUACGACUUCUCCGUCCAAGUGGAUCUCGAGAAGCUACCCGCCAGCCAAGAGGAGAGGGAUGAUCUGAUCAGGCGAGUGAGCUUGUUGAAGAGAAACGCCAUGGCUGCGCCCUUUGAGCAGGCAUUCGACGAGUACACCGCGCUUCAUGAGGAAGCAAGCCAUUAUACCUCCGAGUCGGCGCCGCAGGGAGUGAAGGAGGGUGGUGCGGUACGAGCGAUCCACUACCGUGAAGAGGAAGCCAUCUUUAUCAAGGCCAGCCACGAUCGUGUCACGGUCAUCUUCAGCACGGUGUUCAGAGAAGAGACGGAUAGGAUCUUUGCCAAGGUCUUCUUGCAGGAAUUUGCGGAUGCCCGACGAAGGGCCAUCCAAAACGCGCCACAGGUGCUCUUCCGCAACGAUCCGCCGCUCGAAUUGCAAGGCCAGACCGGACUUCCCAAGGUCAAGGGUGAAAUGUCAUACAUCACGUUCGUCCUCUUCCCGAGGCAUUUGACCCCACAGCGCAGAGAAGAGGUCAUUUCGCACAUCCAAACGUUCCGAGAUUACUUCCACUACCACAUCAAGGCGAGCAAGGCCUACAUCCACUCCCGUAUGAGGAGAAGGACGGCGGACUUCUUGCAAGUGUUGCGGAGAGCAAGACCCGAGGCAGAAGAAAAGGAGAGGAAGACGGCAAGCGGAAGGACUUUCAGAGUGCAAGGUUGAGUAUGUUGGUCAAGUGGAGCUGACAUCAGGGGUGUCGUUGGUGCGAGAUGAUGCUGAGAGAUUGUUGUCAAAAGAGGCCUCUCGCUCUCAAGCGGAGAGGACGUUGCAAUGCAUGCCCAUUUUUCACGUGAUCGAUACAAUGAGCCUA
Neohortaea acidophila is the source of this 1200-nucleotide messenger RNA. Its product is annotated as Arp2/3 complex, 34 kd subunit p34-Arc-domain-containing protein. The record is from RefSeq and is a predicted model, not a curated record. Gene Ontology annotation, molecular function: structural constituent of cytoskeleton; actin filament binding. Bases 96 to 1052 code for a protein of 318 amino acids. The transcript is spliced from 4 exons. Gene Ontology annotation, biological process: Arp2/3 complex-mediated actin nucleation; actin filament polymerization. Gene Ontology annotation, cellular component: actin cytoskeleton; Arp2/3 protein complex. NCBI's taxonomy places the organism in Eukaryota, Fungi, Ascomycota, Dothideomycetes, Mycosphaerellales, Teratosphaeriaceae.